AUGCAGGGAUGCGCAGUAAACAGCAGUAAUAAAAUAUGGAUUUUCUGGAGUACUGACCUGAUUUGUGAUGUGUAUGCUAAUGAUGAACAGAUGCUCACUUGCAAGAUCCAUACCUCUAGUAAUAAUUCGUUCAUCUAUCUCUCGGUGGUUUAUGCUAAAUCUAGAUCUCUGGCUAGAGAGCAGCUAUGGGAACACAUGAGAGUUCUUGCCUCUACUUUCAAUAAUCCUUGGAUGGUUUGUGGGGACUUUAACAGUAUUUUAGGUCCUGAAGAGAAACUUGGAGAAUGCCUUAUUGACUGUGGGCUUGUUGACAUGGGUUAUAAUGGAAACGCUUUUACAUGGUGCAAUGAAAGGAAAAUGGAGGAUAUCAUCUGGAAAAGAUUAGACCGAAUGCUUGCUAAUGAUGAUAUGGGAUCUAUGUUCUCCUCCAUCUCUGUCCAACAUCUUGCUAGGGAAGAUUUUCAAGAUACCGUCAAAGAACAAUGGAAUCAGAAUAUUUAUGGUAACAUUUUUUGGUCAAUCCAACAGAAAAUGAAAAAAGUGAGCAAAGCCCUCAGUGAGUGGUCAAGAAACAAGAUUGGUGACAUAUUCAUUAAAGCUAACCAACUGGAGGAGUUUGUCAUUCAACAAGAGGAGAAAUAUAUGAAUACUUUAGACCAAACUGACAGAAUGCUUUUAAAUAAGGCUAAGGCCGAUGUGGUUCUUCAUCAUAAAAAGGUGGAUGCUUAUUGGAGACAGAAAGCCCAUCUCGAGUGGCAAUUAGAGGGUGACGAAAAUACUAAAUUCUUUCACUCGGUGGUAAGGGGAAGAAGGCAUCAUAUGAGGAUCCAAAGAAUUAAAUAUGACGAUGAAUGGAUAGAAGAAGAAGAGGAUAUUGCUAGAGCUGCUAUUAACUUUUACCAGAAUCUCUUUACCCAAAAUCACACUUAUAUUGAUCUCAGCAUCCUGGACUGCAUUCCUAACCUUGUCACCUGUGAGGACAACCAGAUUCUCAACGAGGAAAUCUCUAGCAAAGAGCAUCCUCAGGAAUUCUCAGAGUUCAGGCCAAUUAGCCUCAGCAAUGUGACUCACAAUAUUGUUUCUAAAGUUCUCAAUAACAGGUUUUCCAAGAUCCUUCCUAAGAUUAUCUCCUCUAAUCAAAGUGGCUUCAUGAAAGGAAGCGCUAUAGGUGAGAAUGUACUCCUAGCACAAGAAAUUGUUCACGAUAUUAGAAAGCCUAACAAAGGGGGGAAUGUGGUGAUAAAGCUGGACAUGAGCAAGGCCUACGACAGGAUUUCCUGGAAUUUCAUUUGUGUUGUUAUGAGGAAAAUGGGCUUCAAUGAGCACUGGAUUUUCAUCAUUUGGAAUCUGAUGUCCAAUGCCUGGUAUACGAUUUGCAUUAAUGGUAAAAGAAAUGGUUUCUUCAAAUCUCAGAGGGGGGUUAAACAAGGUGACCCAAUAUCGCCGGGUCUCUUCAUUAUUGCUUCGGAAGUGCUUUCAAGGCUGCUCAACAAGCUUUUCGAGGAUAAUAAAUUCAAUGGAUUCAAUAUGCCUACCAAUGGCCCUCCUAUAAAUCAUCUCUCAUACGCUGAUGACAUCAUCAUAUUUUCUUCUGGAAAAACCUAUACCCUCAUGAAAAUCAUGAAGUGCCUAAAAGAUUACCAGGAAAACUCUGGGCAAAUGAUCAAUGAAGGGAAGAGUUGUUUUCUGAUGGAUGACUCUAUUUCUACUAAAAGAUGCGAUGAUGAAGGGAGCAUUGGUGUAACAUCUCUGCAAGAAAUUGCAGAAUCCUUUUCUGCUAAGCUAUGGUGGACAUUCAGAACAGCCGAGUCCUUAUGGACCAAGUUUAUGAAGGACAAGUAUUCUAUGAGAAUUCACCCGAUGGCUAGAAAGUGGAACUAUACUCAUUCACACACAUGGAGAAAACUCAUGAAGAUUAGAGACAAAGUGGAUCAUCUACUCCACUGGAAGAUCAAUAAAGGCAAUACCCACAUCUGGUGGGAUAAUUGGAUGGGGACAGGAAAACUUGCUCGAUUUAACACCAAUACCUCCAUCAACAGCCCCUUACACCACUAUAUCCACCACAAGGAGUGGGACACGAAUAAGCUUUUAAAAAUUUUUCCUCUUGAGAUGGUGAACAACAUUCAGAAUAUCAAAAUUCAUUCUCUAGAUCAUAGUGAUCUCCCUAUAUGGACUCCAACUUGUGAUGGGAAGUUCACUUGUAAAUCAGCAUAG
Messenger RNA from Lycium barbarum (goji berry), 2214 nucleotides. RefSeq lists its product as uncharacterized. The record is from RefSeq and is a predicted model, not a curated record. The coding region runs from base 1 to 2214 and encodes 737 amino acids. The transcript is spliced from 6 exons. Lineage: Eukaryota; Viridiplantae; Streptophyta; Magnoliopsida; Solanales; Solanaceae.